ACGUUGUGGUGGUUCUUCUGAGGAUGCAAGCACAUGCAGAACGAUUGGGUAUUUUAGUUUCGCCGGUUAGUUUCGAUGAUUUUGAUUUGAGAGAAACCAUGUGUGUUUUGGUUGUCUUGAAAAGGAUUUUGUAUUCUUAGACUUAUUGAGCGGUCGUGAUUGUGUUAGAUCGUCAUGCUAGUGAGCAAUUUAUUGGGCGUUAAUCUUUUCCCAUGAUUAUCUAGUUUGUUUCGGCUGCUCGGUCGAAGAUUUUACAUAAUAGAGUUUAUUCCCUGUUGGGUCCGCCUCGAAACAGAUUUCGGUUUGGGCAGGGAGGUGGGUUUAGCUUUAUCGAUUUGCUAGUUUGGCUUCCACCUGCGUCACUCAGCUCUGGGACUGCUCCUUUCGAUCAUUUUCCAGACAUUUGUGAAUUCUACUAUCCCCGGUUAGCCCGAGACAUAUCUUCCAAUCCACUAGAGUGAAUUCCUUUGCCCAAAUGGCGUGGCUCGGCAGACUCUUCGAUACUCCUGGAUCAUCUACUUAUCACUACCGCGAAGGCGAUGCGUAUACCCAGUACUCAAAUGUACCCCAUCGGAGCUAUGAAGGCUGGCAAGGCCCCAGUAUCUUCUCGGAACCAAGGCGAGAAGAAUGGGCUUCGAAUGUGGAGGAGAAACCCUCUGACAGUAACAGCAGCCAGCCAUCAUACCCUAGCGACAUACCAUUAUAUAGCUACAACAUACCACUAAACUCCUAUGACGAGCCCUCAUAUUCCAACGACAGCUCGCCAUAUGAGAUUGUGGCACAGUCACCGCCCAACACCAAUGACACCCGUACUUAUCACAACGAAAGAGUCUCCUAUCCGCAGAUCGAUGCCGAGAGUAUAGAGGCCACCAACCUCGCCAUUGCGCUGUCUCUCUCUGAAGAAGAAGAUCGAAGAAGAAGAAGCAGAGAUGUGCCGAACACGGAGGAUGAUGAGAGCCUAGCCAGAGCUUUGCAGGAGAGUAUUUAUCUCGAGCAGAGUGCACCUCGGAAAAUUCCCGCUAAGCCCCCUGGCUUCCGCCCUAUAGUGCAAAAUCCAAACAGGACGAACCCUUGUGCUGGGUGCAAGAAACCCCUUGGAUAUGGGCGUUUCUUAAGCUGCUUGGGGAAGAAUUGGCAUCCCAGCUGUUUUGCUUGCAAAUUGUGCAGCAGACCUAUUGCAGAACGCGAGUUUUCCGUCCAAGAAGGUGAACCCUAUCAUCGAGACUGUUACAAGGAGUUGUUUCACCCUAAGUGCGAAGUUUGUCUCCAAUUUAUUCCCACAAAUGCAGCUGGGUUGAUAGAGUAUCGAUCGCAUCCAUUUUGGAAUCAAAAAUAUUGUCCCAAACACGAGGCGGAUGGUACGCCACGCUGCUGUAGUUGUGACCGCGUCGAGACCCAUGAUGAGCAGUAUGUACCCUUAGCGGAUGGACGCAAGCUCUGUUUAGAGUGCUUAGAAACUGCGGUCUUUGACACCAAGGAAUGCCAACCCUUGUAUCGGGAGAUACUAAAAUUCUACAAGAACGUGGGGAUGAUGAUAGAUCAGGAAGUUCCUAUGCUCUUAGUUGAGCGCAGUGCCCUCAAUGAUGCACGAGAAGGCGAGAAAGAGGGAAUGCACAUGACGUCGGAGACACGAGGCCUUUGCCUUUCAGAAGAGCAAACUAUCACAACGGUGUUUGGAGGGAAACCAGUUUUCUCCAGAGGUCCUUGGAGUUUGUGGACUGAGCCAAGACAACUCCGCCGCCAUUGUGAGGUCACUGCCAUCCUUGUUCUCUACGGCCUCCCCAGGUUGCUCACAGGUGCAAUCUUAGCUCACGAGCUUAUGCACGCAUGGCUACGUUUGACAGGAGGGUUUCCUCAUAUGUCCCCGGAAGUGGAGGAGGGCAUCUGUCAAGUCAUGUCGCACAUAUGGCUAUCAGCAGAGCUCAAGAGAUCCCAGAACAGAACCUCAACAAAUGCAACCAGCCCUGCUCAAGAGCGUCUAGGAAAAUUCUACCUCCACCAAAUUGCCAACGACACGUCUCCCAUCUACGGAAAUGGGUUCCGCCGGGGACUUAAGGCUGUGAACUAUCACGGACUUGUGAGAGUUCUAGAGCAUCUUCGAAUGACAGCAAACUUCCCACCAGGCCCAUGAAUAAAAUACGUUGCUGUUUUCUCUGAUCUCUCUCCCUCUCUCAUCACAGUCUUGUUGUGAAAGCUUUCACAAGCUUUAUCUUUCAUUUUAGACAUAGGACAGUUGGAAUACUUGCAGAAAGAGUUCUUAGGAUAUUCAGAGACUUCGUAUGAAGCAAGUGAAGCUUGAGUGUAGAAAUGGAAUUGGAGUCUCACAAUGCUUUCAGUGCAGUCAGUCUCUUUGUACAGAGUAGGUGUAGAACUCUGGGAAUUUGUCCUCACCUGGACUCUUCCAGUCUAGCUUCUCGAAGCUCAGUGAGAUACUUAUAUGGCGGUGCCAUUUUUAUGGUUGCAAUAUACGCCAAGCAUCUAAUAUUGGCCUGCAAUGGAUAAUGCUUUUGGUUGUAUCUACUUAA
Physcomitrium patens is the source of this 2525-nucleotide messenger RNA. RefSeq names its product LIM domain-containing protein HDR3. The record is from RefSeq and is a predicted model, not a curated record. Gene Ontology annotation, molecular function: ubiquitin binding. NCBI's taxonomy places the organism in Eukaryota, Viridiplantae, Streptophyta, Bryopsida, Funariales, Funariaceae.